Octodon degus (degu) is the source of this 3365-nucleotide messenger RNA. It is a transcript of the gene Map10, whose product is annotated as microtubule associated protein 10. Gene Ontology annotation, molecular function: microtubule binding. The transcript has a single exon. Gene Ontology annotation, cellular component: mitotic spindle pole; midbody; cytoplasmic microtubule. Gene Ontology annotation, biological process: positive regulation of cytokinesis; cytoplasmic microtubule organization; mitotic spindle midzone assembly. Bases 9 to 2642 code for a protein of 877 amino acids. Lineage: Eukaryota; Metazoa; Chordata; Mammalia; Rodentia; Octodontidae. The record is from RefSeq and is a predicted model, not a curated record.
UAACGGCGAUGGCGGCGGUGGGUACAGAGCGCCUCUUCUCGCUGGAGUUGCUUGUGGACUGGGUGCGCCUGGAGGCCCGACCGCCGUCCCCAGGUGCCCCGGGCCCUGCCGUGGCCUUCUUCCUGCUGGACUUCCCCCCGCUGCUCGUCCACCCGCCCGCCACGCCCGUCCCGCCUCCCGAGCGUGGCGCGCUCGGCUUCGGGCGCGGCAAAGCCUGCCUGUUCCGCCUGCGCCCCGUCACCCCGCGCUCCCUCCAGUUGCGCGCCGCAUUGCUGCAGCUGCCUGCAGGCCCAGCUCCCGCCCCGCUGUUGCUGGGGGCCUGCGACGUCCCGCUGACCGUCGCCUCCGCCCCGGUCCAAGGCCUGGGCGCCCGGGGCCGUCGAGGCACGUUUGCCCUGCUCGGCCCGACCGGAGAGCGCGUCGGGGACGUGGCGCUCUUCUACCGUCUGACAGACCUGGGCGGCGGCCACCCGGGCCCUACGGAGCCACCUGCACCUCUCACCCCCGCCCCAGGGGUAGAGGGGACCGCGGUGUGCCAAGAACCGCGGCGGGCGCCCCACUUGGUGCUGAAGACGCGAAGGCCUUCCUCGGCCCCCGAACUGUGCCCCAGGAAAGGGCACCGGCCUGCUGGGGCCCCAGAGGACCUGCAGGAUGGUGGAGAGAGAGUUUUCCAAGGCGAGGCCGUCUCGGAUUCCACAGGGUUUGUUAAGCGUCUCAGAACCAACUCUGCCACUGCUCCUUCAGCUGGUAGCAGUGGGAGGCCCGUUGCCCCCCUCAAAGAGGAAGUAGCAGAGUUGGACUUUGAGACCAACACAUUUUGCCCUCCUCCUCUCUAUUACACUCACCCAGCCCAAACAAAGAAAUCUCCUGCACGGAUUAAAAUCAUAACUGAGCCACAAAUGAAUGUUCCUGAGGAGUUAGAUGAUGCUUUUCUGAAAAAAAGCCUUGUAAAUUCUCCAGUGCAUCUGAGUCCUCUAAAAUAUGCAAAUUCGACAACAGAAGAGAGACCUACAGUGCGUGUAAGUCCUCCACAUAGUCAGGACAUAGGAGCAACUGAUCAAACUACAUGUCCUCAAAUUGCUCAAACUACAAUUAAUACAGUAAGGCAGUUGCCCCUGUUAAAUGCUUUGUUAAUUGAGUUGUCCUUGUUGUACAACCAACCCGUGGCUAGUCCUACUCAAGUACAUCCUCAUUUAGCCUGGUUGUACAGCACACAGGAUAAGGUGCCAGAAUCUUAUGCCAGGUCCACUGAAUCUGAAUCCAAGCAUCAGCAUUCUGAGGGAGAACAUAAGUCAGUGAGUCUUCAGUGUAAAAAGAAACAGGUUGAAAAGCUUAAGAAAGAUAAGUAUUCUGAAAAGAGCAGUGAUAAUUCACAAACAAGAGUUACAAGGAGGAGACUAUUUUAUGGUUUAACAAAUACUCUAAGACUGCGUUUAAAGCAAACAAAUCCUGCUAUGUUGGUAGUACAGGAAAAGAGAGAACACUACAGAAAAAUGCAAGCACAAAUGUUAGGUACUAAAUGUAAAGUUAUUCCAUCGAAAGUUAAAUUAAAUUUUGCAGAACAAAGUCCGCGGGUGCAACUGCCUAAAAAUAAUUAUUUAGAUGAAGAUACGUUUCUUGUUGAAGAUAGUAAUAUCUCAAAGCAAAUUAGUGGAGCUUUUGAUGAGCUAAGCACAACUAAGAAGACUAAACCAAAACAAGGAAUGGAAGAAAAGACAGUUGAUUGUGGUCAAAAUAGAACUACUGGUGGUUUACUGGAGAGAAUUUUAAGCCCUGAAAAUUCCAUUAUUUCAGAAAGAUUUAUUCACAAAAAUAUUCUAGGAGGAAAAUUAGAAAAGAAAGUCAAAAGUCCAUAUGUGUUCCCACAGGAUGUUGCUGACAGAACUUUAGAUAAAGAAAUAAGUGGCGAGCAGGUCAAAACUACAGACAGAGAUGUUCUUGCUGCUGAUGUGAGUGAAAAUAGCCCAAGUAGAAAUAGUUUCUAUGAAAGCAUCUCUGAUCUAAAGUAUUCAGAAGACUUUACCAGCUCUUGCUGUUCUGAAGAUUUCCAUACCACUGAGGAUACCAGCAGGAAUUUGAUAAGUUCACAAGCUCAUGAUAGCAGUUCAAAGGCAGGGAAUCCAAAACAUGGUUCCUACUCAAGUAAAUCCAGUGAAGCAAGAUUGCCCGUAAGGAAAAAUAGCAGUGAAAAGAGUUCUGUUCUUAGCCCACCUUUUUCUGCUGGAUCUCCAGUACUUUCACAAAGAAGAUCUCGUAUUUCAAAGAAUCAAGAUACAGGUUUAGAGGAACCAUCUAGUAUCUCUACUGGUGAUUUGUCUUCCUCACAUUUGCCUGAGGAAAAAGAAAACCAGAUGGACCAAAAUAGUAUGCAUGAUUCUGAGGUAAUAAAGAGAGGUCAAGAUGUCACUAUUAAAACAAGAACUGACUUAAAGUCUUUAGAGAGAAGCCCAUCACCACAGACGUCUCAGUUGAGUUCCUAUUUUCCAUCUAAUUUGUCAGAACUAGAACUCAAGAUCCUGGAUAAUAGUACAUCAAACCACUUUGGAGAAGAUGAUGAUGAUAUUGGAUCACUAAGUUUUUCCAAGCAAUGCAAAGAUAUAUGUGAAUUAGUAAUAAAUAAACUUCCAGGAUAUACAGUGUGAAAAUAGUGCUUUAAAAAACAUUUUUACAAAUUAUAUAUGUACAGUUAGUGAAAAAAUUGUAAUAACUUUUAGUACAUGAUAUGAACAAUUCUAAGAAAUGUAAGUUUAUUUCUUUGUUUAAAUAGUAUUCCAUUAAAUGUGAUCAUAUUGAUCAUAAAAUCAUUUUAUAAAUUAGGGUGUGAUAUUGAUCAUGAAAUCAUCUUAUAAAUUAGGUAUUUUUAAAGUUGUUUAAGAAUAAAAACAUGUCUUCCCAAAUUUCUCUAAAACUGGUUUCAUGUGUACCAUUGGGGGGAAAAUAGUUAAGGAUAACCGUAAAUGUUAAUGUGAAUAAGUCAUUUGACAAAUGUGUAAGUUGUAUAGUGUGAGAUGCAGAAAAGUAAACAAGAAAAAGUAUUCAAGAUAGAGCUCUGCUGUUAAAAGAGUUCAUAUUUUGUGUUUACACAAAGUCUUUGACAGGUGCAUGUCCCAGAUCUCUAGCAGGUAAAGACCCUUUUAUGUGCUCUGUGUCUUUAAAUUUUAUCCACACUUUUUAUGUAUGUUUGAUUAAUGUUUGUCUUCCACUAGGCUUAAGUUUUGUGAUGGGAAAACCUUGUGUCUUUUGCACAUCUGUAUUUUCUUAGUCUGUAGCACAGUCCCUUGCAGAUGGUUGGUGUACAAUAAAAACAUUUGUUGAACAUUUAAAAUACCUAAUGGGGAGGUCUUAGAAUGAAACAGUAAAACUAA